GGGCGGGACUAGGGAAAUAGGGGCCGGUUUUGUGCGUAGGGUGGCAGGUGUAGUGAUGAGGAGCGAGGCUCGGCGGGCUGGAGAAGGUGACCCCGCACGGCAGCCCCGACAGCGGCCCGCUCGCACGGGAUGGCAGUGACCUCGCCGCGCUGUUCCCGUCGCUGAGUGCUGUGGAGCCUCCUCUGCCAGUGCCAUUGCAAUUGCCAUGCCUCCCCAGGAGCUCCUGGAUUACGCACCCGCCCUGCGGAGACACAGCCCGCCCCGGGGCAGCGGCCCGGAGCUGGGCAUCAAGUGCGUGCUGGUGGGCGAUGGCGCCGUGGGCAAGACCAGCCUGGUGGUCAGCUACACCACCAACGGGUACCCCGACGAGUACCAGCCCACCGCCCUUGACACCUUCUCCGUGCAGGUCCUUGUGGAUGGAGCCCCUGUCCGGAUUCAGCUGUGGGACACUGCUGGACAGGAGGACUUUGACUGUUUACGUUCUCUUUGUUAUCCUGACACCGACGUCUUCCUUGUCUGCUUCAGUGUGGUAAACCCAAGCUCCUUCCAAAAUAUUACUGAGAAGUGGAUCCCUGAGAUACGAACUCACAACCCCCGGGCACCAGUGCUGCUAGUGGGGACUCAGGCAGACUUGCGGGACGAUGUCAAUGUCCUCAUCAGCCUGGAUCGCUACCAUGUGAAGCCUGUGCCCCGGCCUCAGGCAGAAGGUCUAGCUGACAAAAUCCGGGCUGAAGCCUACCUGGAAUGCUCAGCACUGACUCAAAAGAACCUCAAAGAAGUUUUUGACAUGGCCAUUGUCAGUGGUGUUGAGCACAAAGCACGGCAGGAAAAGAAGAUGACUGCCAAAGGCAUCAAGACUCUCUCCAAGUGCCGCUGGAAGAAGUUCUUUUGCUUUGUCUGAAGACGCUUUAAAGGAAGGGGAAAGAAGCACCUAAAGCCAGUAUUGGCUCUGCACCUUCUUGGAGUGACUGCUCCUAUGGCCCCAGCAAGGAGGGUAUGAUAAGCUGCUGGGCUUGGAAACCUGUGUCUUGCUGGGUACAGUAUCAGAUGCCUGGGAGACAUGAACUAGAUUGCCACUGUGCCAAGAUGUAGAAUGGUCCAGGCAGCUAUAAUACCUGCUGGACAUGUCUGUAGUGUCCCAGACUAAGGGGAGCCUUUAAUACAUGAAGACUCAGUACCCCAGAACAGGCAGGUUCCUUACAUUGUUCAAAAUGACCAGUUUCCUGGUCGAAGCUCACACACUUUUGAAGUUCUGAUGCAGCAUAAUAAAUGUGGGGGACUUUUGAAAUCGGCCUGUGUUUUGGCUGAUUUACAGGCUUGGCAGAGAGUAGGGCAGGGGCGACUGCAAUGUGGUCAGACAUGGGCUGCAGAGUUUGUAACAUGAGACUUGGGUUCCCCCUCUGAUUCCGUUUGCCUAAGUAGGUAGAAGUUACAUGGCUGUGAAAAAGCAGCACUCUUUCUUAAAGGCCCUCUAUUGAGAGUACCCUUGAGAAGGUAUUUCCUAAAUAAAUGCCAUUAGCAGGCUGAAGAGAAAAUGGACUGGGAGCUAUAGUAAUACUUUGAGCAAAACUUUUUUUGAGAGGACUGUCUACUGGGGGCCAGUGUUAUAGUCCUAUCUUAAGAGAUAGUUGUGAACUUGGGGACCUACUUUGAAAGGCUUUUUGUGUGUGUGGUGUUUUGGGAGAAAGAACAGGUGAGGAACGGUGAUGAACGGCUCUGUCUAGAAGCGACAAAACUGUCAGCAAAGGCUUUAUAACACUACCAGGGGAUGAAAUGUAGAGGGAGAGCCAUGCAUGUAAUGAAAGAACAGAGAAGGAAGAAAAAGAAGAGAAUAAAAAGGAAAAAGAUGGAAUGGAGAAAGGGAGAUGGAGAAGGAAAGAAGAAUGAAUGUUAUUAAAUGAAAGUUGUGAUUCUACUUAGCUGAGAUCCUAAUAUUCAGGGAAUAUUCUAGGGACCUGAAAAAUUUGCUAGUGGUAUCAAUUUCAAAGUAAUAUUAUCCAUACAUUCAGUUCAGAAUCAAAAGGAGGAUGUUGUAGUGAGAGUUCCUCUUCAUCAGUAAAAUCCUCCGUUUCAGAUCUACACAAGAGAACAGAACUUACCUUGUACAGUUCUUCCUGAGGCUGCAGAACAGGAAGGGAGGGUACAGGGCUUAUUUCUGUUGUGCUUCCAUUUCUUAAAAGUCACUGCUUUAUCUGCUGAAAUCAAAAGCAAAGGCAAUCCAUGAAAUUUCUGCUGGAGAAAAACAUUCACUGUGUUUGCUCCCUUCCCCUCUCACCUGUUUCUCAGGGGAUUAAUAUCCUUGUGGCUCUAUUCACAUUUUAUUACAGAACUUUCAUCAAUUUCUAAAUCUUCAUUUGCGGAGACAUUUCAUUUUGGUUUAUGUAGCAGAGGGUGUGACAGGUCUGUCAAGCAAUACUUUCAAUACUCAGGGGGUUCUCUCCAUCUGGCCAUGACCAAUCACUUUGGGAAUGCUCUGGAGUGAUGUGACAGAAAGAGAUAUAGCUAUGGAUGGUUUGCCCUGGUCCAAAAGCAAGCUUACAUGAGCUAGUGAGCCUGUAAAAAGACAAAUGCAAGUAAUGCAGUCUGGCUCUAAAGAAAUGCCUGCAAACAUCUCUCACAACUAUCUCUUUUUGUGGUGCAGCUCACGUAGUCCCUAGGACAUGAGACAAGACUGCUGUCUCCCUGGGCAGUAUUGCAGGAUGAAAGAGGUGGAUGAGUUUUCCUGCGAAGGGAAGUUGCCCACAGCCUUGGAGCUACUUGAAGGGUAAAGCUUCGAGACCUGAAAAGGAUGGUGUAGCAAAAUGAGCUGAAUGUUGAAAGGACUCCUCCUACUGAAAUGCCAUUCAGGUUCAGGAGGAGUCCUAAGAGGUGGUGAGUAUAGAGGCAGUAGUUAGGAGUGACAUGUCUGACAAAGGUUUAGGUAGGACACCACUUCCUGAACAAAGCCCUCAGCAAUGCAUCCCUGCAUGUAUUCCUACCUGUACAGGCACCUUUGCUGUAUGACUAGUUCGGUUUGUUGGGUCUUUACACAUUUCUUUAGCCUGUGAGACCGGGAGCUGUGGUGUGACCUGCCAAAGAGCAUGCCAUACCCCUAUGGAGAAAAUCCACAGGUGGAAAGAGCACCAACCUCUCUCCUGCUGAGGAGAGCAAGGGUUGUCCUGCAGUAGCUUGGAUUAUUUCAUUCUGGAAAAGAAACUGUACUAAGAGCUACUUUCUUCCUCUAUGAUUGCAUCUAAU
Molecule: messenger RNA, 3237 nt
Organism: Pipra filicauda (Wire-tailed manakin)
Lineage: Eukaryota; Metazoa; Chordata; Aves; Passeriformes; Pipridae
Gene: RHOV
Product: ras homolog family member V
Exons: 3
Coding region: 206-901 (231 amino acids)
Biological process (GO): small GTPase-mediated signal transduction
Molecular function (GO): GTP binding; GTPase activity
Source: RefSeq, a predicted model, not a curated record